This is a messenger RNA of Nicotiana tabacum (common tobacco), 1474 nucleotides long. Its product is annotated as F-box/kelch-repeat protein At3g06240. Lineage: Eukaryota; Viridiplantae; Streptophyta; Magnoliopsida; Solanales; Solanaceae. The record is from RefSeq and is a predicted model, not a curated record.
AGGUUCAAGAAAAUAUCCAGAGAGAGUACAAUCUACAGUCUCUUCUUCCAAUCAACCAUGGCGAUGACCAAAGCUGAAAUUCUACCCCAAGAAAUCAUAAUUGAUAUACUUUCUCGGCUGCCGGCAAAGUUGAUAGGCCAAUUUAGAUGCGUGUCAAAGCAAUGGCGCAAUUUCCUCUCAGACCCACAAUUCAUCAAAUAUCACUUUUCCAUUCAUAAUAAAGAAGAAAAACUCAUUUGCAUCUCUCGUUCUCACUCUCUCAACACUAUCACUUUUACCCACAACUCCCAUAAUAAAACUGAUGGCAUUUUAAGAAAGCUCAAUUUUCAGCAGCUUUCAGAUAACUGGGUAAGAAUUUUUGGAUCAUGUAAUGGGUUGGUUUUGGUGGGAAAUGAGGAAAAUAUUAUAUUUUUAAUCAACCCCACAACUUUAAAUUACCACAAAAUUCCAGUAUUUCAAUUUGCUCGGCAAAUGCGUGGUAGCUUUAGCGUGUCUGGUUUAGGGUAUGAUUUUGCUAAUGAUGAUUAUAAGGUAGUUGCUCUUUCUCAUUAUUACUACGAGCAUGAACCGGAUAUUAGAAGUACUUUUAUUGAUAUCUACUCUGUGAGAAAGGGUCUUUGGAGGAGACUUGAGAAUUCGCCUUAUGAUCUUGAAGAUUCAUUGCUAACUUAUGGGGUUUUGGUAAAUGGGGCUUUGCAUUGGUUGGUUUGUAAACUUUUCGAUGAUUCAUUUGUAGUUGUUGCUUUUGAUUUAAGCGAUGAGACAUUCUUGGAGAUGCCAACACCUACUAAUAUUGAUAACAAUAAUGUUGUGUGUUAUGAUCUUGUGGCCGUUAGAGGGUGUCUUUGUAUGUUCACUGAUACAGAAGAAAACAGAAUUGAUGCUUGGAUAAUGAAAGAGUAUGGGGUUGAGGAGUCUUGGACAAAAUUUAGUAUUACAGUACCGAAAUCAUUGUAUGGUUUCUUACCCCUUUGUUUAAUGAGUGAUGAUGAUGUCGUAUUGGAUGGAGAGAAGUUGAUUGUCUAUAAUAUGAAAGAGGAACAAUGGAGAGAUAUGAAGGUUGAUGGAGUAACUGCUAAGUUUAGAAGGACUAGAACUUUCGUGGAGAGUCUUGUUUCUCCUAUGUUUGGCGAAGGAACUGAGGGUUACAAUAUUGCUUGAUGCAGUAUUUUGAGAUGAUGUUGUACUCAGGUUGUUGUCAUGACAAAUGAGCAUAAGGCUUCGGCAACUUGAAGAAGUUGAGAUUGAUGCCGUUGUUGCUACCAUUCUUAGGAUGUUUCUUAACUAAGACGUGUAGCUUUAUUCAUAUUACUUGCUAUUUCAAAGUUUUAACUGUUUUAUGUUUUAGUUCUUCUGGUUAUUUUGGAAUUUUUUUGAGCAGAAUUCUGAUGAUAUCUCAGAGUACAAGUGGUGCAAGAUUCUUUUUUUUUCUUCUUCUUUAUUUUCAAUGACAAUGGUGUCUUGUUCAGCUUUA